AACAAUGUUUUGAUCGUUGUCGUCAGUUUUUCUUUAAUUUCAGCCGUUGUUCAGACAGAGCCUGUCAUGGACUCCUGGUAUGUUGCUGCUGUGUAUGAGCACAACUUAAUCCUUAACCCUGAGCCUGAUGUCCCCCUGUCCCGCCCUGAAGCCCUGCAGCACAUGCAGAAAAACCUGGAUAUCUACGAGGAGCAGGCUGCCCAGGCUGCUCAGCAGGGUGCCCAGAUCCUGGUGUUUCCAGAAGAUGGUCUUCAUGGUUUUAACUUCAGCCGUUCUUCCAUCUCCGGCUACCUAGAAACCAUUCCUGACCCCCAGCAGGAGAGCUGGAAUCCCUGCACAGAGCCAGACAAAUACAACAACACUGAGGUUCUCCAGCAGCUGAGCUGUAUGGCCCGUCGUAACAACCUCUACCUGGUGGCCAACAUGGCUGACCUGCAGCCCUGCCCCCUGAAGACUGACCCCUCCUCCUCCUGUCCCUCUGAUGGACGCUGGCAGUUCAACACCAACGUGGUUUUCAGGUCAGAUGGUCUGCUGGUGGCUCGCUACCAUAAACACAACCUCUACUUUGAGCAGUCCUUUGACACGCCGCCGCAACCUGAGAUCAUAACGUUUGAUACACCUUUUGCUGGAAGGUUUGGCCUCAUGAUCUGCUUUGACAUCCUGUUCCACAAGCCCACAAUUGCCCUCGUGGAGAAGGGUGUGCGUCAGCUGAUCUUCCCCACAGCCUGGAUGAACCUGCUCCCCUUACUUGAUUCAGUCCAGUUCCAGCAGGCAUUCAGCUUAGGUGCCAAUGUCACCCUACUAGCGGCCAACCUUCGUAAAGACCAAUAUAACAUGAGAGGAAGUGGUAUCUACACCCCUUUUUCUGCCACCUACCACCACGCCCAGAAAGGAGACCCAGAGGAGGGCAGGCUGCUGGUGGCCAGGGUGCCAGUCUUAGACCCACUGUGGGUGGGGCAGAGUGUAACCACAGAGGAGGGGUUAGUUAGGAGUGAGUCCACAUCAUCUACAGCUACAGACUCUGGAGUCUGUCACCAAGAGAGCUGUUCUGAUUCUCCCCCUCCUGAAACUGCUUCAUUAGUUCCUCCCUCCUCUGCCACCUUCAUCUCAUCCAUAGAUCACGACCCAUUUACAUUUGUCCUCUUAAACGAGACAGAGGGCAAAGUGAAUGUGUGUAAUGGCACCUUUUGCUGUCACCUGCAGUACCGGCGGUUACCACAGGGUGACAGUAAAGAGCUCUACGCAUUGGGGGCAUUUGCUGGAACACACACUAUGGAUGGGCGCUAUGCCCUGCAGGUGUGUGCACUAGUCCGCUGUGCAGGGUUGGAUGCCAGUUCCUGUGGACAGGAAGUGGAAGAGGCUGAGUCUAAAAUGGACUUCCUGUUGGAGGGGAAGUUUGGGACCAGAUAUGUGUACCCAUCAGUUUUGGCUAGCAAGAUGGUCCUGGAGCAGCCAGAACAUCUGGAAACAGCUGCAGAUGGCAGAGUGACCAUGAAACACUCAAACAUGACUGGUGGCCUGGUCACUGCCUGUCUGUAUGGACGAAUGUAUCACCUGGACAAAGAAUGAACUGCUUUGAAAUAGAAAA
This is a messenger RNA of Sander lucioperca (pikeperch), 1588 nucleotides long. Its product is annotated as biotinidase. The transcript has 6 exons. The coding region runs from base 67 to 1569 and encodes 500 amino acids. Lineage: Eukaryota; Metazoa; Chordata; Actinopteri; Perciformes; Percidae. The record is from RefSeq and is a predicted model, not a curated record. Gene Ontology annotation, molecular function: hydrolase activity, acting on carbon-nitrogen (but not peptide) bonds, in linear amides.